AUGGCCGACGAACUGCACGACGGAACCGGCAAGUCCGCGCGGCAAUUCGCGCACGCCAUAAGCCAAAUGGCCGUGACGAACAUCUUAGCGAAAGGCGCUGGCUUUGAGUAUGUCCAGCCGAGUGCUACGACUGCAUUGGUAGACAUCAUGGCCGCGUAUAUCCAAAAAAUUGGGAAGGCCGCGCAGGAGCUGGCCGAAGUCGCUGGUCGUGCAAAGCCACGGGGCACAGACGUGUCGUUGGCAUUGAAGGACAUGGUUCCGUACCCUGUUGGGUUGGACGAUAUGAUCAAGGCCUUCCAGGAGUCCCAACAUCGAUACGAAGGGAAGCUCGCGUUUCCUCGAGAGGUUCCCAAGUUUCCCGCGCCGUCCAAGAAGCGCAAGUCUGACGAUUCCUUUGAAGAGAUUGGUCAACGGGACUCGGACAAGCCUGCGUACGCUCCAUCAUUCGCACCGCCCCUGCCGUUCAAACAUUCGUACUCGCAGCAGAGCCAUGUCGUCGUGUCCAAGGAGCUCGACCCGAAGCGGAUACGCCUCGAUCUCCUGCAUCAAAAGAGCGAAGUGCAAACGUCGCUCCACAACUUGGCUGAGGGCCAAGGCAACGUCGUUGCAGCACCUACUGUGUUCGUUGAGCCUGUGUGGAAGCCCCAUGUAAACCGGUCCGACUUGCCCAACCCAUAUUUGGCCCCUCCCCGCGUCGAGUCGGCGGCCUCCGUGGACCCGCUGUACGUUGCACCGACGCCAUCGUACCGCCCUGUGGUGGCCAAACCCACGAAACGAACGAUCGAAGUCAUGUCUGCGAACGACAACCUCUCGAACGACAACUCGAGUGCCAACAACCAAAAAGUGAAAGAAGACAAGAUCUUGGCUGGCACGUAUCACGAAGGGGACUCGGACUGA
This is a messenger RNA of Aphanomyces invadans, 897 nucleotides long. RefSeq lists its product as hypothetical. Gene Ontology annotation, molecular function: protein heterodimerization activity. The transcript has 6 exons. Lineage: Eukaryota; Oomycota; Saprolegniomycetes; Saprolegniales; Verrucalvaceae. Gene Ontology annotation, cellular component: transcription factor TFIID complex. The record is from RefSeq and is a predicted model, not a curated record. Bases 1 to 897 code for a protein of 298 amino acids.